UAGCUUACAGUAAACAGGUGACUGCCAUGCGUAUUUACGUGGCCGGACCUCCCGCUGGGGUGGACUUCCUGGCAGACAGGGCUUCCCUGAUGGAGUCCUCUAUUGUCUCGCUGAUACACAAGGGUGAGAUCCUGGAGAACCCCAGUUUUGAGACUGCCCUGGACAGCUGGCGAUGUUCUGGGUGUACGGGACUCCACUACACCACUGAUCAACAUACAGGAACUGCAGCCAUGUUAGCUCAGGACAGAUCCGCCGUGUGGGCAGGUCCGUACCAGGAGCUGUACUGGGGGUCGUCAAUACGCGGCGGGCAGUGUUAUCAGUUCAACGCUUAUCUCAAGGUGCUCGGCAGUGACACCACAACGCAGUACGACACCAAGGCUUCACUAGCCGUCAACUUUGACGAUGGCAGCUCCGAACACUCCGUCAUUUCAAAGGCGUUCAUCUCCGGCGCGGACGGCUGGAAAAAGAUGGAGGGAGACGUGUGUAUGGACCGCUACACUAAGGCAGUAGACAGAGUGAAGUUCUACAUCUCGGGCCCGCCUGCCGGAGUGACCCUGCUGGUGGAUGACGUGUUUCUGCACGAGGUGUCGGCCACGCCCUACAGCAGCUGGAGAAGCGAGGCUGACGCACGGAUAGAGCAGAUCAGGAAGCGGGACGUCAAGAUAAGGGUCAACACGCCAAAUGUAGACCACCUGGAAGUCCAGGUAGUCCAGACAAAGGCCCACUUUCCCUUCGGGUCAAAGGUGAACAUCGCGAAGGGCGAUGUCAUGGGUUUCCCAGCCAACACCAAGUACACGGACUACUUCCUCGAUAACUUCAACUGGGGCGUCAUCGGCAAUAAGAUGAAGUGGAAAGCGGUGGAGACGAUCGAGGGUGUCCAUGACUGGAGCGAGGCUGAUCCGGCUAUUGACCUGAUGGAAAGUCGAGGUGUUCAGAUCCGCGGUCACUGUUUGGCCUGGGCAGUGGACGAUCACGUGCCCAACUGGCUCAGGUACAACUCUAACGCCGAUGUCGAGCAGAAAUUAUACUCCAGAAUCGACAACGCCGUAAGCCGCUUCAGAGGAAGGGUGGCUCACUGGGACGUUAACAACGAGAUGCUCCACGGGAACUUCUUUGAGCGGAGGACGGGCAGUAAGCAGAUCCGGUACGACAUGUUCCGCAGGGUGAAGCAGAACGACCCGAACGUCGUGCCGUUCCUCAACGACUUCAACAUCAUCAACUCUGGCAUGUCCACACAGGCGUAUGCGGAUCAAAUACAAGAGUUCCUGGACAACGGAGCGCCGGUAGAGGGCGUUGGUGUACAGGGUCACUUCCAAAAACGACCGGACCCUGUCAUGAUGAAGAGCCGUCUGGACAAAGUGGCCACGGCCGGGCUGCCCAUCUGGGUGACGGAGCUGGACGUGAACGAGCCGGACGUGUCCGAGCGGGCGGGCGGGCUGGAGGACGCGCUCAGGGUCGCCUUCAGCCACCCGGCCGUGGAGGGCGUCCUUCUCUGGGGCUUCUGGAACAAGACCCACUGGCGGUCGCACGCCUCGCUUGUGGAUGGAGACAACUUUGAGAUCAACGAAGCAGGCCACCGCUGGCACCAACUAGUCUUCCACGACUGGCGCACCAACCUACACCUCACGGACGGCGCCCUGACACCGGAGGGCAAGGAGUUCGACUUCCGCGCUUUCCAUGGCGACUACGACAUCCAGAUCAAGUCGCACGGUGUUAACAUGGCAACCAAGACUUUCCAGCUGUUGCCUGGCGACGACACUUUGGUUCUUAACAUUAAUGUCUUCAAUGACAUUAUCGUUGGUUAGCGCAUUGUGACGUGGCAUCGCCGUGUGCAUAUGGUGUA
Molecule: messenger RNA, 1843 nt
Organism: Branchiostoma floridae (Florida lancelet)
Lineage: Eukaryota; Metazoa; Chordata; Leptocardii; Amphioxiformes; Branchiostomatidae
Product: endo-1,4-beta-xylanase 3-like
Exons: 13
Coding region: 27-1805 (592 amino acids)
Biological process (GO): carbohydrate metabolic process
Molecular function (GO): hydrolase activity, hydrolyzing O-glycosyl compounds
Source: RefSeq, a predicted model, not a curated record